Molecule: messenger RNA, 521 nt
Organism: Colletes gigas
Lineage: Eukaryota; Metazoa; Arthropoda; Insecta; Hymenoptera; Colletidae
Product: chymotrypsin inhibitor-like
Exons: 3
Coding region: 50-301 (83 amino acids)
Source: RefSeq, a predicted model, not a curated record
GAACGCCGAGAAAUAUCGUCACUUGUUCCAUACAAAUCAUUCUGCUACCAUGUCGCGUGCUAUAGUUCUUUUUUUGGUCGUCGUGGCUGUCGCCUACACUAUGGCGCUUCCUCAGGAACACGCAGCCUCCCAGGAGUGCGGACCUAACGAAGAAUUCAAUGCUUGCGGAUCGCCGUGCGUGUCCACUUGCGAGAAACGUGCAUCGCCGAUUUGCACACUGAGAUGUGAAAUCGGCUGUCAAUGUAAACCAGGAUUCGUGAGAAACAGGGAGAACAAGUGUGUCCUCACUCGUGACUGUUAAGCACUGAAAAAUCAUCAUCGAGAACGGAAUAUUCAUUAAUAAACUCAUAAUCGUUACGCGCCGUAGAACCCCGAUGUUCUAUCCAGCGUAACUCAAUAAUCUUUAUCAUUCAAUAACAACUGUUGUAUACUUUUGUCAAAGUUGUGUACCGAUGCAUUCGUUGUUGAAAGUUUGUACACAAUUGCGUUAUGUUUCUCUAAGGAAUUAAACAGAUUUUAUU